AUGGCAAUAACUCGCAGGUCGCUCAAGAAGUUCGGGCACAGCUGCUGCCUGAUGGUUCAUAUUUGUCUAGAUCUUGACGCGGCCACCGCCGAGCUGCCGGCCGUCUGCGCCGGUGACCUGGACGCCGACCCGGCUUCCGGGCUGGGCACGAACGCCACCCUGCCGGCUGGAGAGAGGAGGGUGCCGAAGGCGGUCAUCUUCGGUGGAGGCAUCCCGGACGAGGAGGUCGCCAAGGUCGGCGAUGCGGUGAGGGCGAGCGCGCCUGGAAUCAGGUUCGUCAAGGUUGCGAGGCAGGAGGUGCUGGAUGCUGGAGCGGAGAAGCCGAAUCCAGAGGUCAUUGUCGGAAUCCUGAGAGGAAAGCUUGCUGGCUUGUGA
Molecule: messenger RNA, 375 nt
Organism: Phaeoacremonium minimum UCRPA7
Lineage: Eukaryota; Fungi; Ascomycota; Sordariomycetes; Togniniales; Togniniaceae
Exons: 2
Coding region: 1-375 (124 amino acids)
Source: RefSeq, a predicted model, not a curated record